Neohortaea acidophila is the source of this 2031-nucleotide messenger RNA. Its product is annotated as putative DEAD/DEAH box helicase. Gene Ontology annotation, biological process: RNA processing; mRNA 5'-splice site recognition. Gene Ontology annotation, molecular function: protein binding. The coding region runs from base 135 to 1850 and encodes 571 amino acids. The transcript has 4 exons. NCBI's taxonomy places the organism in Eukaryota, Fungi, Ascomycota, Dothideomycetes, Mycosphaerellales, Teratosphaeriaceae. Gene Ontology annotation, cellular component: U2-type prespliceosome; commitment complex; U1 snRNP. The record is from RefSeq and is a predicted model, not a curated record.
AUCACCAACAACAUCCUUGACUCCAUUCACGCAAGCGACAGAUCGCGAGCAUGCGAUUGAAGCUCCUGACGGUCUAACGCGUUCAUCCAAUCGACUUUUGCCUCUGGCGCCAACAUCGCAAACCGCUGGCCGCAAUGGCCGACUUCAGCUUCAGCGAAGACGCUGAAUUGCUCAAGUUGAACGCGCAGGUGCUCGAAGAACCCGAAUCGUACGAACACUGGGAGAAGCUCAUCGCCGCCGCCGAAGCACAAGAAGGAGGGCUGCACCGAAACUCCAGCCCCGGCGCCAUCGCCUCCACCCGCGAUGUCUACGACCGCUUCCUCGCUCACUUUCCCCUCUUUUUCGGGUACUGGAAGAAAUAUGCAGACAUGGAAUUUGCCAUUGCAGGCACUGAAUCGGCAGAGAUGGUCUACGAACGCGGAGUCGCCAGCAUCGCCAGUUCCGUCGACCUCUGGACCAACUACUGCGGCUUCAAGGUCGAGACCAGCCAUGAUUACGAUGUCAUCCGAGAACUGUUUGAGCGCGGUGCUGAGAGCGUCGGGUUGGACUUUCACGCCCAUCCUUUCUGGGACAAGUAUCUAGAAUUCGAGGAACGCUUGGCUACGCAUGACACCGAGGCGCGCAUCUUUGCCAUCCUCGGCCGCAUCAUCAACAUCCCCAUGCACCAAUAUGCCCGCUACGGUGAGCGAUACCGAACAAUGGCCGCCAAGCGCCCCAUCGAAGAGCUUGCGCCCCCCGAGCUCAUCGCUCAGUACCAGCACGAAAUUGGUGCAGACGGAGCUCCUAAGCAGCCCAAUGAAUUGGAGGCUGAACUGCGAGCUCGCAUCAAUAGCUACCAUGCUGAAGUCUUCCAUCGCACGCAAGAGCAGACCACCCAGCGCUGGACAUACGAGCAGGAGAUCAAGCGACCCUACUUCCACGUCACCGAACUCGAUGAGCCACAGCUGGCCAACUGGAGGAGAUACCUGGACUUUGAAGAGGCCGAGGGCGACUACAUUCGCACCAAAUUUCUCUACGAGCGCUGCUUGGUGACUGCCGCGAACUACGAGGAAUUUUGGCUUCGCUAUGCGCGAUGGAUGUUGGCGCAGGGUCCGAAGCAGGAGGAGGUGCGUAACAUCUACCAACGCCCGAGCUUCCUCUACGUCCCAAUAUCGCAACCCACCAUCCGCCUCGCCUACGCCCAGUUUGAGGAAUCCGAAGACCGACCCGACAUUGCCGUAGCAAUCCAUGAAGCGAUACUCAUGAACCUGCCGAAUCACGUGGAGACGAUCGUUUCACUGGCCAACGUGCACAGGAGGCAACACGGGCUGGAAGCCGCGACUGAAGUGCUGAAGACGUACAUCCAGGACGAGAACAGCAGCGUCUACACUCGUGGUGCUUUGGUCAGCGCAUGGGCUCAGCUGGUGUGGAAGGGAAGGGGGGACGCGGAAGAGGCACGCCAGAUCUACGUGAACAACCAACCACAGUACCUCGACUCUACUGUCUUCUGGACGGAGUGGCUCGAUUUCGAGAUUCAGCAGCCAGCACACGGAGAGGAUGGCUCGGUCCACCACAAGCGUGUCAAGUCGGUGUACGAUGAUCUGCGCCACAAAUCGCAUCUGCCGCCGCCGUUGGUUAGAGAUUUGUCGGCUGUGUACUUCAAGUUCCUGAAGGAGCGCGGAGGCAAGGGGGUCAUGAAGGAGUUGGUGCAGCUUGAUCGUGAGAUCAACGGUCCUACGAGCGUGGCAGCCACUCUCAAAGGCAAUGCGGGAGUGGAUGUGACCAUGUCGGGGACUGUCGAGAACGGGCAUGCAGUGGACAAUGCCUACGCUCAGCAGGCUCCGCAAGCUGUGAACGGCGGUCACCCGUAGCGAAAGCUGCUGUGCGUGAAACUUACGACGGGGCCAGGCACAGCGCUGGUGUAUAGUAUAGCGAGGGAGGCGCAUGGCUCGAUGGGAAUUGUGGAAUCGGAAAAUGGGGCCUGGGAAGCAGUGUAGAUUUCAGUGAGCGGCCUUCUUACGGCGUGCUCAGACUGGAUGAAGAAUGGAAAAU